CCCCUCAGUGCUCACUCCUGCUACCACCACAAAGCUCCUAUCCAAACCCUGGUUAUCUUAACCCACCAGGGUUACUUUAAGCUCACACUCCUUCCUUUUAUCGUCUCUCUGUUCCCUCUUUCUUUUUCUCCAGCCUCGUCGCCCAACCUCAGGAGAUAGGUAGUGAGGGUCUAGCAGAGAAAAAAAGUAGCAGCAGAGACCAGCCAUAGAGAGAACCCCUCAAUGGCUUCUCUCCUCCUCCCUCUGCUGUUCGCCUUCUUGGUUUGGUUGGCCCCGGCGGAGGGGCACAACAUAACGGCGAUUUUGGACGGGUUUCCCGAGUACUCGGUGUACAACAGCUACCUGAGCCGGACGAAGGUGUGCGACGAGAUCAACUCCCGGGAGACGGUGACGUGCCUGGUCCUCCCCAACGCCGCAAUGUCCGCCCUCGCCGCCAAGCAAUCCCUGGCCGGCAUCAAGAAUGCCCUCCGCCUCCUCACCCUCCUCGACUACUUCGACCCCCAGAAGCUCCACGACAUCCCCCAGGGCACCACCCUCACCACCACCCUCUACCAGACCACCGGCAACGCCCCCGGCAACUCCGGCUUCGUCAACAUCACCAACCUCCGCGGCGGCCGUGUCGCCUUCGCCGCCGCCGCCCCCGGCUCCAAGCUCGACUCCUCCUACACCAAGACCGUCCGCGAGGUCCCCUACAACCUCUCCGUCCUUGAGAUCUCCGCACCCAUCGUCUUCCCGGGCCUCCUCGACGCCCCCUCCGCCGCCUCCUCCAACCUCACUGCCCUCCUCGAGAAGGCCGGCUGCAAGACCUUCGCCUCCCUCCUCGCCUCGUCCGGCGUCCUCAAGAUCUUCCAGUCUGCCAUGGAUAAAGGCCUCACCCUCUUCGCCCCUAACGACGAGGCCUUCAAGGCCCCCGGCGUCCCCGAUCUCAAGUCUCUCUCCAGCGCCGAGCUCGUCACUCUCCUCCAGUACCACGCCCUGCCCACCUACACCCCGAAAUCAUCGCUCAAAACCACCAAGGGCCGGAUCGCCACCAUGGCCUCCACCGGCGCCGGCAAGUACGACUUCUCCGUCGUCUCCCGCGGCGACGACGUCUCCCUCAACACCGGCGUCGACACCUCCCGUGUCGCCAGCACCGUACUCGACGACACCCCCGUCUGCGUCCUCACCGUCGACAACCUCCUCCUCCCCUCCGAGCUAUUCGGCGGCGCGCCGUCCCCGGCGCCGGCCCCCGCGGCGCUGACGCCCUCCCCGGCUCCCUCCCCGGCCAAGGAGGCCCCGGCGCCGUCCCCGAAGUCUAAGACGCCCAAGCGGAAGCACCGGUCACCGCCGGCCCCGCCGACGCCCGCCUCAGAGGCGGCGCCGGCAGGAUCUCCGCAGUCGGCCGCGGACAAGGUGGCGGACGAGAAGUCGGCUGCGGUGAGGCCAUUGGGGACACUGGUGGCGGCCGCAGCGGUCUCCGCGUUGGCGGCGCUGGCUUCAAUCUUGUGAGCGGAGCUUUUGUUGGAGGACUCUUAAGUGGAUUCACGUGGAGCGAGCGAGCGGAGAACGGUUCAUCAUCACUUUCUUUCUCUCUCACUCCAUCUCUCUCUCCUUGUUCUCUCUGGUUAAUUAGUUGAUUUUUUUUUUUUUGGUUAGUCGAGAGAUGAUGGUGUUGCUGGUUUUGUUUCGCACUUGUUAUGGUUCAUGAAUUUGUUGUCUUUUUCUUUGUUCUUAUUUAUAUUUUUGAUUUCUCAUUCCGAGAGCUGUCUAUUUUAAUCCAUGAUGUAGCUAGCUGAAAGGAACCGUUUCUUCUUCUC
Elaeis guineensis (African oil palm) is the source of this 1796-nucleotide messenger RNA. Its product is annotated as fasciclin-like arabinogalactan protein 8. Gene Ontology annotation, cellular component: plasma membrane. The record is from RefSeq and is a predicted model, not a curated record. NCBI's taxonomy places the organism in Eukaryota, Viridiplantae, Streptophyta, Magnoliopsida, Arecales, Arecaceae.